Molecule: messenger RNA, 7045 nt
Organism: Oncorhynchus nerka (sockeye salmon)
Lineage: Eukaryota; Metazoa; Chordata; Actinopteri; Salmoniformes; Salmonidae
Product: interleukin-6 receptor subunit beta-like
Exons: 15
Coding region: 785-3025 (746 amino acids)
Biological process (GO): cytokine-mediated signaling pathway
Cellular component (GO): external side of plasma membrane; signaling receptor complex
Molecular function (GO): cytokine receptor activity; cytokine binding
Source: RefSeq, a predicted model, not a curated record
AGUGAGUAGUAGAUAAUUAUGACUGUAAGCAAUUUGAGUUAAACUUUUUUUUGUACACUUUAAGCACUUGCCCCUGCAAAGGUCUGUGCAAAGCUGUGACGCUCAGUGUUGUGUUAUUAGUGGGUAUUUGUUGUUUUUCAGAGAAUUGCGAUUACAAUUCCUUGAAAGCAGAGAGAGAACUUGUUAGAAAUCCUGAAAUAGCUGAAACUUGGGCUAUUUCUUUGUCUGAGUAACACUCAGUUCAUACCAGUCAUUUGUUCUGAAUAGAAAAGAGAAGUCAACUCAUCCAGAUAGAAAAAAAUUAAAAUCUUUCUCUUGCUCUCUUUCUGUGGGCUUGCGCAUGUGGGUGGUGAGCGAACAUGAAUGGUUAGCUACUGCUCACAAGCCACUUCAAAACCACACAGACCUUCUUGGCUGUCAGACAAAACCAGUCAGACAUAAAAUAUGGCUAUGAAUGUGAUGCUGUGAAUUGGAGCUCUAUUCUAUGAGACACAAAGACCAACAAUGCAUUUUCUGCACAAACCUCUGCCCUACUUACUCUUUGGUAAGUACUUUUCUUCUCAUUUUGUGUUAGAACAUUUUACAGAACAUUUAAAAAUCUCCACAUUAAUUCUGUAAAAGUCGAAAGACUACAUCUAAGAAAUCUACAUUUCCAGCACACGGUGUAUCCCAUCCUCUAUUCCCCAAUCUACUGUAUGUCAAUGAGGUUGUCUUUUGAACUAUUUCCUCAUUCUAUACUCCUCCACUCAGUAUAUCUAAUUUUGAGUAAGCAGGUGUCCCAGGAAUGAUGACGAUCUUCGAUUAUCUGUUACUGCUGUCUUGGUUACUGCUGUCUUGGUUACUGCUGUCCCUUUUUUUAGGUGUUCUCUUUGAAUAUUUUACCACACUCUGUUCCCCUCUCCAAGUUUCUCCAGUGUCCUGUGGGUCCAAGAAUAUCUCUUCAUAUUACGGACACUGUGUCACAUCCCAAGAGGGAGUCCGUGAAUUAGUUUGCUUUGUACCUCUGGGCUUCAAUAGGAAUGGCUGGGAAUGUGUGUGGACACCUAGAAAGCAUCUUGUCUACCAAACACACAGAUACACACUCAUCAUAGAACAGAAAAUGAUUCACUCUUGCAAAAUGUAUGCAAACAUAUCAGGGACAUCUCAGACUUUGAAUAAUCUGUCUAAAAAGCGCAACAUGACGGCUCAUGUGUUUGACGAGAGUGAUCCGAAGAGCUGCACAAAGAACGUUUUCAGAGGUUCACCUCAACAAUUGGUUCGAUGCGGCCCUCCAUCUAACGUCGACUUAAAUCGCCAUUCAAGACAGCUGGAUAUCCAGACCUCCUGGAGGAAGGAGGAGAACAAAUAUGUUGCGCUGUACUCUGUGAGGUACAAGGACCUGAAGAGCCAGUCAUGGAAAGAGCCACCAGUGCAAUCCAAGGAUAGCAAUAGGUGCACUCUGGGUAAUCUUAACUCCUCACUGUCCUAUGUGGUGCAAAUACAGUGUGUGGCCAACGACAAAUGUACCCAGUGCCCCUGGAGCAAGAAUUUCACUGUUCCACCUGAACUUACUGAUAAGCCUGUCAUUAAGAUGGUAGAAGAUUUUCCACAAACCAAAGGAAGUAGAUUAGUGAUCAUAAAAUGGAAGUUUGCAGCCAGUGAGUUAGCGGAGGGCUACAGUGUGACAGUGGGGAAGGCCUCAGGAGAGGACCCCAUUGAGGCCUUCAACACCAGCAGGACCCUACUCCGACUGGCCCUGUCUCACUCAGCCUACCACCUCACCAUCACAGCCUUCAACAAGGCGGGGAACUCACCUGCAGCACAAAGGACUAUACCUCCACUGGACGACAAAGACUUAUAUGGGAGGCUGAAUGUGACAUUCAAUGGCAACACGUCCUUCACUGUCUCCUGGGUGGAUGACCUGAUCAAAACCUACUCCUGCUUCUCAGUGGAGUGGUGGAGGAGAGGAGAGAAAGCUGCUCACAAGUCCUUCUAUGAGGAUGAGAACAACUAUGAAGUCAUACACUUGGAGGAGCCAUUAGAGCUGUAUAAGAAGUACACCUUCACUCUGCACACGAGGCCACAUAAAGAACCCUGCAACCUGAAGUUCAUCAACAACAGCGAGAGCACCUACGGGAGCAUCCAGUCCUUCUUCACUGAAGGAUCCCCCAUCAGUGCCCCAGGGAACAUAAGCAGCAGUAAUGUUAGCCAGAGUUCCAUGGUGCUGGAGUGGACGGCUGUCCCCGAGGAGGACAACAGAGGUUUCCUGCUGGGCUACUUCCUCCAUUACACAGAGAGGCUGCAGGACUGGACAGAUACUGAACCAAACAUCACUGUGGAUGCUGGUUCAACCAGCUAUGAGUUGGUAGACCUAAAGAGCAGUACUGUAUACCGGGUCCAGUUGUCUGCCUUCACUGGUGCAGGAAUGGGAGUGAGAAGCUCGGCUGCAUACUUUGAAACCAAACCUGAAGCAUCCCUGACUGUGAGUGGUGUGAUAGCGGGGGCCAUUGUUGGAGUAACUUUACUCUUACUGGUGGUUCAUCUCGGCUCUCAGUUGUUAAAAAGAGCAAAGAAACUACUUUGGCCGAAUAUCCCCAAUCCAGGUAACAGCAAUGCCAUCCAGAAAAUAGAUGGGGUCUGCGAUCUGGAACUCCUGGAGCUCAUCAACCGACAGAUGUUGAAGGAAGAAGAGGGGGACUCCAACAGUCUACACAUUGUCAAUGGAAGAGAAGAAAUGUCUCCCGUUGGCAACCUCCAUCGCAAUGCUGACUCAUGUCUACACCUCAACACAGACCAUGGGGAGAGCCAAGGGCCUUCUCUGUCAACCAUAGCCACAGACAGAGCUCAAGAUCCAAAUUCUGACACCAUUACAUCUAUCCCCACAGACAUGAGACAGACGGACCCUGUCCUCAUCAGUACGGUGGCCCACCAGUGCCACCCGUUGGCCUUUCUAAGUGAUUACACCACCAUGGAACUCUUCCAACAGGCUAUGCCACACUGUGUUCCAACCAAUACGUCGUCAUCAUUGGAAUCCCAGGAUCAGUGAAGCCAGAUCAGUCAAGCCACAUCAGUCAAGCCAGAUCAGUCAAGCCAGAUCAGUCAAUCCAGAUCAGACAAGCCAGGCCAGAGUUAGAUUACAUCCACCAGACCCAAGGCAGCACCAGUCCAUCUCUGAACACUAAGGUGUAUACCAUGGUUCUUUGAGAAUGUUUACUGUAGAUUCUAGAAUCUGCUUUUCUCACUGAGAUGCUGUGCAACCAUUCUAGGCCUUUCUCUAUGUAAACAGAGCCACCGGCUGCCAUCAGUGUCACCCUGUUAACUAGCAUAUUCUUAUGUGUUUGAGCGGUUCUGGACUGGUUCCGACUGACAUUUUGGUGUAAAAAGCUCUCUGUUAACGCCGUAAGGUCCCGUGACUUAUAAUGCCAAAAAGCCUCAUCUGCCUGUUCUCCGUAUCCAUUCUCUAAGCAGAGCUGACUUGAAGCGUCAGGUUUCAGACCCCAUAGUUGCAUAGGCAGUGAGGUGUUACAUUUCUGUCCUAUUCAAACAAUGAAUUGAUUAUCUCUUCCCCUGAGCCCAGCUUGGGAGAUGGCAAAUGAACAGUGGACAGUCUAGCGAGGCCAUCCAUUGUGGAUUCAUCUGACUGUGAUAUUCUCAGACGGAUUUAGUGCUCUCAACACGAUGGGAUUGUCAUAACUCUGGAAUGAGAAAAUGUUUAAUGAUGUAGGGGAACUCAUAACAAACUCAAGCUGUUAUCCUGUCAAUACAUGUAUUGAUAGCUGCUAUGUGGUAGCCACAAGAUAGUGUGUUGAGGGAUUGUCCAAGAAGCAGACAUUGCACAAGAGUGGCGUUGAUUGACUGCUCUUUAUAUGAAUGGGCAUUUUUUUAUGGUUUUAAAUGAAAUCAUGGAUUAGAAACCAUUUUAUUUAUGUUUAUGUUGUUUAUGUAAACUGGCAUAGUGGACCUGUUUUGGUGUUUUCUUGAUGGAGGAAAACGAUGUCUCAGACACCGCUGCUGAGACUUCCAUAAGUGUUUAAUUGGGUUGAGAUCUGGUGACACACCCUUUAAAACACCCUAUGCUCCUUUGAGACCCCUCUUACAAAGUCACUGAGAUCUUGUCUUCUAGGCAUGGUAGCCAAAAUAAUGGCCAACUGGACAUUUUUAUACAUGACCCGAAGCAUGAUAGGAUGUUAAUUGCUUAAUUAAGUCAGAAUCCACACCUGUGAGGAAGCACCAGCUUUCAAUAUACUUUGAAUCUCUCAUUUACUUCAUUUUGGCAGUUACAUGUAGAUACACUAUAUAUACAAAUGUGUGGACACCCCUUCAAAUUAACGUGAUUUGUCAUUUCAGCCACACCCGUUGCUGACAGGUGUAUAAAAUCGAGCACACAGUUAUGCAAUCUCCAUUGACAAACAUUGUCAAUAGAAUGGCCUUACUGAAGAGCUCAGUGACUUUCAACGUGGCACUGUCACAGAACUGGUGGCACAGCCACCUUUCCAACAAGUCAGUUUGUCAAAUUUCUGCCCUGCUAGAGCUGCCCUGGGCCAACUGUACGUGCUGUUAUUGUGAGGUGGAAACGUCUAGGAGCAACAACGGCUCAGCCGCGAAGUGGUAGGGCACACAAGCUCACAGAAGGGGACCGCCGAGUGCUGGAGUGCUGAAGUGCUGUUGAACAGAACCGCUGAGUCUAAGGUACUGCAGUGCUUGAGGUGUCACUACAGACCCGGGUUCAAUCCCAGGCGGUGUCACAGCCGACCGGGAGGCCCGUGAGGCGGUACACAAUCCCAUCGCGCUCUAGCGACUCCUUGUGGCGGGCCAGGACCCUACAAGCUGACUUGGGUCGCCAGCUGGACAGUGUUUCCUCUGAUACGUUGGUGUGGCUGUUUUCCGGGUUAAGUGAGCAGUGUGUCAAGAAGCAGUGCGGCUUGGAGGGUCGUGUUUUGGAGGAUGCAUGGCUCUUGACCUUUGCCUCUCCCGAGUCCGUAGGGGAGUUGCAGCGAUGGGACAAGACUAUAACUACCAAUUGGAUACCAAAGAAUUGGGGAGAAAAAGGGGGUAAAAGUACAAAAAAAAUAUAUAUAUAUGUACUUCCUCGGUUGCAACACUCACUUACGAGUUCCAAACUGCCUCUGAAGGCAACAUCAGCACAACGUUUGUCGAGAGCUUCAUGAAAUGGGUUUCCAUGUCCGAGCAGCCGCAGAGUACGUCGGCUGGAGUGGUGAAAAGCUUGGACUCUGGAGCAGUGGAAACGCAUUCUCUGGAGUGAGGAAUCACGCUUCACCAUGUGGCAGUCUGACGGACAAAUCUGGGUUAGGCGGAUGCCAGGAGAACGCUACCUGCUCGAAUCCAUAGUGCCAGCCUUAAAGUUUAGUGGAGGAGGAAUAAUGGUCUGGGGCUGUUUUUCAUGGUUCGGGCUAGGCCUCUUAGUUCCAGUGAAGGGAAAUCUUAAUGCAACAGCAUACAAAUACAUUCUAGAUGCUUCUGUGCUUCCAACUUUGUGGCAACAGUUUGGGGAAGGCCCUUUCCAGUUUCAGCAUGACAAUGCCCCCAUGCACAAAGCAAGGUCCAUACAGAAAUGGUCUGUCGAGAUCGGUGUGAAAGACCUUAACUUGACAGGCCUGCACAGAGCCCUGACCUCAACCCCAUCAAACACCUUUUGGAUGAAUUGGAACGCCGACUGCGAGCCAGGCCUAAUCGCCCAACAUCAGUGCCCGACCUCACUAAUGCUCGUGGCUGAAUAGAAGCAAGUUCUUACAGCAAUGUUCCAACAUCUAGUGGAAAUCCUUCCUAUAAGAGUGCAGGCUGUUAUAGCAGCAAAGGAGGGAUCAACCCCCUUUUAAUUCCCAUGAUUUUGGAAAGAGAUCUAUCUAUUUGAAUAUUGAUGGCAAGACCUGAAAUGGUUGUCUCGCAAUGAUCAACAACCUAUUUUAAUUUUUAAUUUUACCUUUAUUUAACCAGGCAAGUCAGUUAAGAACAAAUUCUUAUUUUCAAUGACGGCCUAGGAACAGUGGGUUAACUGCCUGUUCAGGGGCAGAACGACAGAUUUGUACCUUGUCGGCUCAGGGGUUACUAGUCCAGCGCUCUAACCACUAGGCUACCCUGCCGCCCCAGAGGUUGAAGAAUUUUGAAAUUAAUAAAUGGGUAAAUGUUGCAGGUGUGAAAAGCUCUAAAAGAGUUACCCAGAAAGACUCCCAGGUGUAAUCUUUGCCAAAGGUGCUUCUACAUAGUAUUGACUCAGGGGUGUGAAUAGUUACAGUACCAGUCAAACGUUUGGACACACCUACUCAUUCAAGGGUUGUUCUUUAUUUUUUACUAUUUUCUACAUUGUAGAAUAAUAAUAAUCAGAUGACCUGGCCUCCACAAUCACCUGACCUCAACCCAAUUGAGAUAGUUUGGGAUGAGUUGGAACGCAGAGUGAAGGAAAAGCAGCCAACAAGUGCUCAGCAUAUGUGGGAACUCCUUCUAGACUGUUGGAAAAACAUUCCAGGUGAAGCUGAUUGAGAAAAUGCCAAGAGUGUGCAAAGUUGUCAUCAAGACAAAGGGUGGCUACUAAUCUAAAAUAUAUUUGGAUUUGUUUAACACUUUUUUGGUUACUACAUGAUUCUAUAAUAUGUGUUAUUUCAUAGUACAAUGUAGAAAAUAGUAAAAAUAAAGAACAACCCUUGAAUGACUAGGUGUGGCCAAACUUUUUUUGACUGGUACUGUAUGUUUGAUAUAUUUCUCGUAAAAAUGUUUUAAAAAACAAUGUUUUCACUUUGUGUUUAUGGGGUAUUGUGUGUAGAUGGGUUAGAAAAAAAAUCUAUUGAAUCCAUUUUGAAUUCAGACUGUAACACAACAAAAUGUGGAAUGAGUCAAGGGGUAUGAAUACUUUCUGAAGGCACUGUAUGUAUUUAUUUAUCCAGGGAAGUCAUAUUGAGAUUUUUCAAAUGGGCCCUGGCCAAGAAAAGCACCAAAUUGUGUGAAACACAGAAAUUAGAAAUAGCAGGAGUCAUGAUAAAAAAAGGUCUUGCGCCAGCAAUGUUUCUACUGUCAUUAAAAUCCUCAAUUGUAAUAAAAUGGUCAAGAGUUA